This is a messenger RNA of Schistosoma turkestanicum, 1033 nucleotides long. Lineage: Eukaryota; Metazoa; Platyhelminthes; Trematoda; Strigeidida; Schistosomatidae. The record is from the annotation of a GenBank genome assembly.
ACUCAUUAUUCUUCACAUUGCCACUAACUGAUCCACGGUAUGGUAAUGUGAUAGCUACUGCUGCCCAGAAACCGUACUGCCCUGAAACAGACGUGCUCAUUCAAAUCACGGAACAUACAAACAAACAAAUGCCAAUCGACUAGAAUUAGGCGGUCGAGUGGCUGGACCCACAUCCAUUGAAUACUGCCACACACCUGGCACCGUAACGAAAGAAUAAGAAUCGAGCGCAAAGAAAUCAAUUGGCUCAUACUAGCUCGUGAAAAAGAUAUUGGAAAUAUUGGCGGCGUAACUAGCUCGAAACUGUACGCUACCAACUUCUUUUUCAGACUAUCAGCUAGUUGUUAUCUCUUGCUAGCGUUAACUGUGUUUGCUGUCGAUUACUUUCCUGAUCUAAAAUUGCCUCUUUUCACUAGUCCCUGGAACUUCCACGGUUAUCAACCGAAUCGACGAGUACUUUUUGGCUUACAUCAGUAUAUUCAACAAAUAAAUGUUAAAUGGACAAACUUUCGGAAUCAGUUCAGCGUGAUAUCAACAAAUUACAAACCAACUAUCACAAAGCUGUUGAAAAAGAAUUGGGUAACUUAGAUAUUGCUUAUCUUCGCAAAAUACAGGCAAAUUACUUUCAGUGCAGUUUAAAAUGCUGUGAAAAUCCUGAUGCCUCUAUAACUGAAGUACAGCAUUGUGUAGAAAGGUGCGAAAUCCCGUUAAAACAAGCACAUGAACUAAUGCAAUCAGAAGUCUCCUCGUUUCAGUCAAGAUUACAACUGUGCGCUUCUGAGUGCGCCAAUCAAGCGCGGGACAAAUUACCUUCAAAUGCAACUGAGUCACAGCUAAAGAAUGCUCAACGUGAAAUACUGGCGUGUUCUCAAAAGUGCGUGGACAAUCAACUAUCGACAGUACUUCCAGCUCUUAUUACUCGACUAAAAGAACAGUUACAAAAGCUGAAACAAAAUCAAAUUGGAAUCGUAAAUUAAUUUGUGUAAUAUACGUAGUGAAACUACAGUCUUUUUAGAAAAUUGAUUGUAUAGACUAU